AUGCAAGGCAAAAGGCACGAGUUCAAUCUCUUUCAUGAAAACAUCGUUGACCCGGUCCUAUGGCAGCGGCUGGACGACAUCGUCCGCCAAUGGAUAUAUAGCACAAUAUCUAACGAUCUCCUUAACACUAUCAUCAAUCCUGACGAUAAGGCGAUCGAUGCUUGGAACCGUUUGAAGGAUUUCUUCCAGAAUAACAAGUCUGCUAGAGCUCUUCAAUUAGAAGCCCAGUUCACUAACACCAAAUUAGAAGAUUUCAAUGGUGUAAAACCGUAUUGCACUCGUCUUAAGGUUUUGGCUGACAGUCUACGGAACGUCGGUGAUAAGGUGUCGGACAACCGUAUGGCCUUUCAACUCCUCAAAGGUCUCUCUGAAGAUUAA
This is a messenger RNA of Chenopodium quinoa (quinoa), 378 nucleotides long. RefSeq lists its product as uncharacterized. NCBI's taxonomy places the organism in Eukaryota, Viridiplantae, Streptophyta, Magnoliopsida, Caryophyllales, Amaranthaceae. The transcript has 2 exons. The record is from RefSeq and is a predicted model, not a curated record. The coding region runs from base 1 to 378 and encodes 125 amino acids.